UUCACACUUUUUAUACAAUCCAAAUUCAAUCUAACUGGAUUCAAUCAGUUCGAGGAAUCACAUACAGUCAUACACCACAGCUUCAAUCUCAACCAACCAUGUCAACUUGUAAUGAGCUUUCACAGCCUCAUCAACCUCAUGUAGCUCUUCUCCCAAGUGCUGGUAUGGGCCAUCUCACACCCUUUCUUAGACUUGCUACAAAGCUUAUCCACCAUCAUUGCCGUGUCACUCUCAUCACCACUCACCCCACUGUGUCACUCACUGAGUCUCAAUUCAUUACCCGCUUCCUCUCAGCUUUCCCUCAAGUCACACAAUUGCAAUUCCAUCUCCUCCCUUUAGACCCUUCCACAGCCAAUUCCAAUGACCCUUUUUGGCUUCGUUUUGAAGCUAUUCGUCGCUCAGCUCACCUCCUCUCUCCUCUCCUCUCUUCACUUUCUCCACCUCUUCAUGCUCUCAUCUAUGAUGUAAGUUUGACUUCCUCUGUGAUUCCAGUCAUUGAAAGCUUACAUAUUUCUAACUAUAUUCUCUAUCCUUCAUCGGCAAGAAUGUUCUCUUUAUUUUCACACUUCCCAAAUUUUGCAUCCAAAGCUAUAGUUGGUGAUGUUCUUGAAGUGAUUCCAGGGCUUAAGCCAAUCCCCAGAUCGUCAAUCCCACCUUUGCUUCUUAUCCCAGAUAGUCUUUUUGCAAAAAUAAUCAAGGAAGACAGUCCUAAACUCCCAAAAUCAAACGGGGUUUUGAUCAAUACUUUUGAAGGACUAGAAUCAGAAGCACUAGAAGCAUUUAGUAAUAGAAAAUCAGUGAUUGAAGGGUUGCCACCUGUGUUAGCUGUUGGUCCUUUGGUGCCAUGUGAGUUUGAGAAGGGAGAGUGGGAUGAGCCAUUGAAGUGGCUCAAUGAACAAGAAGAUGGUUCAGUGGUGUAUGUUAGCUUUGGUAGUAGGACAGCUAUGUCUAGGGACCAAUUAAGAGAAGUAGGGCAUGGGCUACUUAAAAGUGAGUGUAGAUUUUUGUGGGUGGUGAAGGAUAAGCAAGUUGACAAGGAGGAUAAAGAGGGUUUGGAUGAAGUGGUAGGGCAUAAGCUUAUAGAGAAGAUGAAGGAGAAAGGGUUGGUGGUGAAGAAAUGGGUGGACCAAGGAGAGUUACUUGGUCACAAGGCUGUGGGAGGGUUUGUGAGCCAUUGUGGUUGGAAUUCGGUGACUGAGGCUGCAUGGCAUGGUGUACCAAUUUUAGCUUGGCCACAAGGUGGGGAUCAGAAGAUUAAUGCAGAGGUGGUGGAAAUGAGUGGGGUUGGGCUGUGGGAGAAGAGUUGGGGAUGGAGUGGUGAUGAUGAUCAAAUGGUGGUUAAGGGGGAAGAGAUUGGAAAGAGAAUUAGAGAGAUGAUGGGGAAGGAAUUUUUGAGAGUGCAAGCAGCUCACAUAAGAGAAGAGGCAAGGAAAGCAUUUGUUGUUGGUGGGAAUUGUGAGAGAAUGUUCAAGCAAUUGGUUGAAGAGUGGAAGUGAGCAAUAGGAGCAUUUGAGGGUUCAUGCAUAGCUUUGAGCUUUGAUUAUCAAAGAUCAGUUUUCUUCCGAUUGUAACAAUGUCUGCUGUUUCAACUGUUGCUGGGAAGUCCCAUUAAUCUGCCUUUCAUGUCAUUGCAAUUUAGUUUAGUUGGUUUUAAUUGAGUAUCUUGUUAUCUUCAAUAAUGGACAAUUAGUAGAGUUACAGCUA
Quercus robur (English oak) is the source of this 1704-nucleotide messenger RNA. RefSeq names its product UDP-glycosyltransferase 708G1-like. The coding region runs from base 99 to 1496 and encodes 465 amino acids. The transcript has 3 exons. Lineage: Eukaryota; Viridiplantae; Streptophyta; Magnoliopsida; Fagales; Fagaceae. The record is from RefSeq and is a predicted model, not a curated record. Gene Ontology annotation, molecular function: UDP-glycosyltransferase activity.